GGCAUUUGUGGUUCGGCUGCUCUCAGAGCACCAUGAACCUCUCCAGUACUCCGAUUCCUCUGUGCGUUGACUUCAGCAGUCCGGGGGACUAUUUUCUCUUUAUUUUCCACCUCUGUGCCGGGGUGAGCACCGUGCUGGUCGCAGGCUCCGUGGCUUUAGGCAUCAUCAGGACCCGUGCGCUCGUCAGACAAAACCGGUUCCUGUUUAUGUUGAAUACAAGCAUUUGCGACACGAUGAGCGGCUGCGGCAUUUUCUAUCAAUUCCUGUUCGAUGUGCGGGUUGGAUUCCCGUCUAAAAACGGCACGUAUUACAUCCUUCCCAGUCUCCUCGGGGUUAACAUCAUGACCUUUCUAUUUGCACAGUUUGACCGGUAUUUUGCGGUGUGCCACCCCUUCUUCUACGGCCGCUUCAUCAACACCAGGGUGGUAAUCUGCGUGAAUGUGUACAGCUGGGUGCACGUGUUCGGCCAGCUGCUUAUACAGCACAUGGUGCCGCUGUCUAAAGCCAUAGAGAUCGCCAUAUACAGCAGGAUCAGUCUGCUGCUGAUUAUCAUCACCAAAAUCACCAUGACGGUGAAGCUGCUGAUCGUGGCCAAACACCAGCUGCUCCGGGAGCCUCCGGGCCCGGACCGAGACAGCAAGAAGGAGUCGCUGCUGAUCAUCGUGUUGGUGGUGGUGUUCUUUCUGCUGCUCUGGGGUCCGUCCAUGCUCUACACCAUCCUGUCCUCGUUGACGGGGAAAUAUCUCGACAUUAAAAACGAUGCGGUGAACCCGAUGAAGAUCUUGUCGAGGAGCAACGCGCUGUGCACUCCGUCCCUGUACCUGUGCGCAAGCCCUGCGCUCCGAGCGGCCGUGUGGAAGAGUGUGUGGAGCAAAAUCUGCUGCUGUAAGAGACCCGCGAGAAUUGGCUCUAAGUUUGAUGGAGUGAAAAACAGCAAUAAAGCAGAGAGCAUCAGCAUAAAGUUAUAACGACCACCUGUGAUUAAUGUGAGUUCUCUAUCGCUGCGUAAAAACGUGUUUUGUAAAGACUGAAAUCACUUCUGAGACUGGACGCUGCAGUUUUUGAGGGAGAAUCUAGAAUGUCAGCUAUAUGGUAAAAAUGGCCUGAGUUUGAGAUUAUGUGACGAGGCAUCACGUUUUUCGGGUAAUCUAUUCCAGUUUGGGGCUAAAUUUACUAAAUCUAACAUCUAAUUUGGAAACUUUACAUUGUUUAUCACACGAAACAAACCUGCGACACUUAUCAAUACAAUUUUGAACAGAACAAAAUUCAAUAUUUGCAAAACGUUUUUGAUCACGUGUUGAUUUUGUUGCUUAAAUGAAACUUAUUGGGAGAUUUUAUUUUCUAGAAAACUUCAGUCUGGUGCUGUAUUGCUGGUUAUAGAGGCCUGUUUUCCUCCCAUUAUUUAGUGUCUUUAUCUUAAUUGUUUUAAAAGUUGUUUUUUCUGUUUUACAUCUCGCAUUAUGGGAGAGCAAUUAAAAUGUUAGAGUAAAAGAUGUGAAGUUUAUUAUAAACUAGUGCAACAGAAAUGAAAUUAACUAAUCCCACAGCAAAAUUAAGUUUGUUUAACACAUUGAGCUUAUAAACGGGUGUUAGAUGGACAUUUUACAGAUGAAUGAAACAUGAAAAUUAAUUUAAAAAAUUUAAACAAAUAAAGUUUUACUAUUGGAUAAGUCAUAAAUAUUGAGCACCAUGGACAGUUCCACCUCAACUCACAUGUUCAGCAUCCUGGACAGAUCUAGAAUGUGGUUUUUCACCUCAAAAAGAGGGACCCUGAUGAUAAUGAUAGCAGGAGGAUAAUCUUUAAUAAACUAUGAAGGCUCUGCUCUAAAAAAAAAUCUGUGGUUUUAAAUUGUCCAUCAAAUGAAACAAAAAUGGCAUUUAAAAUAAUUUUAAACACAUUUGAUAAAAUCUGUUUUCAUUUAUGUUGAACUCAAGCAUGUGUGACACAUUGAAAGGCUCUGGUAUAUUUUUUUCAUUUUUUUUAAACUUGUAUUUUUUGUUCCCAUCUAAAACGUGGACAUAUUACAUUACAUACAUUACAUUUUAAGUGUCAAGGCCUAUUUUCACUUGUAUGUACAACCCUGUCUCCCUGAGAUUACGAAUGCAUGCUACUAAUUUGCAACCACAAAUAAGUUCUUAGCAAAAAUUUGUCACCAGAAUUAGUUUUUCAGUCAGUAUAACGAGGAACAUUAACAUCUGAGGUGUAAGACUUUGAUGUUAAAUAAUAACUAUGUUUCUUGCGCUAAUCUUAUUUGAAAACAACCACUUUAAGAACAAUGUUUGUAGAACACAGGGUUGAAACAGCUUAGCAAAAAAAAAAAAAAAGAAAGAAAUUCUAACUAACGUAUGCAACGUAUUAUUGUGAAAGCCAUGAAAGAGGUUUUGCUCUGUAAUAAUUUUAACCAUCAUGUGAGACAAUCAAAAUUGAGAUUAUGGCAACAUAAAGUCUUGAAUUUAGAAGGUUUUUGUUUUCUCUUUCUGCAGAAAUGUAACUCGGAUUUUACUGAUUUAAAAAAAAAACUAUUGAGUUACGCUAAACCCUAAAACAUCUAUUGAAUUAUGUAGUUCAAAUCCUAGCAAGAACAUUAAUUGUAAUAUUGUCUGUAAAUUUUGCAGGAAUAAAUACUGACAACAAACUUGACAGUGACCUUGACCCCGGCUGCUGGAAGGUUGUGAAAUAGAUAUUUUCUCUUAGACUCACUUGUUUAAAUCUUUACAUGAAACAGGUUUUCAAAUUGCUGAUGAAACCAUAAUUUUAAAUUCAAUAACAAUAAUAAUAACAUUAAUAAAUAAAUGACAAUUAUUGUUCUUCUACAUUUGGUAAGACUGGUGCAGUAAUUUGGAUGACUUUAUAAUAAGUGUAAUAAGUGUUAAAAGUUUUGAAAUAUGGUUGCUUCAUCUUCCUCCUAUAACUGUCCCACCUGUUUCUAACAGCUUGCAGGCCUCUUGUUAUAACUUGACAAUACUACAUAAAAUUUGCUGCUACUGAACCGCUUGUCCUUGUAUCUGGAACUGAACAAGUACAUUCUCUGCUGUGUGAUGUUAAAGUAGAGGAUUUGUAUCCACCUGGUACAUCUUUUAUUGCACCAGAACAUGAAACAAAUCGGUUUAAGAGCGGAGUUGUUGUGACGAAGCCGCACUCCUGCCAGAUAUAACGCCCUAGUUACACAUAUGAUGCCGGAUCUAAGACUGAAAAAUGGGAUGAAUUUUGUGUUUUCAUGUUCUGGUCAUCAAACAUCUUUUAUAUCUUGUGUAAAGAACUGUAAAAUGCAUCUAUGUAAACAAUUAAACCUUUCUUACUCUGGUUUUCAAGCAUUAAAUAUGCAAAACUACAAUAAAGUUGCGCUUUAUGCUGUUAUAUUUAUGUGGACAUGGACGCAGCAGAGAGAGCAUCCAGGUGGCUUGGGCUGAAAAGGGCGAGCAGUGGGGAAGCAGAAUGCCACUUGGACACAGGCUGAGGAUUCAUCAACCUCAGCUGGGUCGACUGGACGAGGGUGUGUGUUGUAAGACCCAAAACACCCAAUGCCUCCAGGAAACAACACUGAUGAUGUGUCCAAGUGUGUGUGCAUCAAGAGAUGCUUUCAAUACAUGUUACACUGCUACCAUACUGACCUCUCCAUACAGUUUGUAAAGUUGUUUUUCUGUACCAGAAAGCUGUUGGCAGCUGCUGAUUAUUACCUCUCCUUGCCCUGUCAGGCUAUUCCAGCCAUGACAUCUAAAUAACAGCAACAAAUAAUAUAUGUCCAUAUCCAUAAUUGGGUUAUUUAUGUGUUUGCUUGCUUGUAUAUGUAUUUUGUUUCUUUUCUGUAGCCUAAUAGAUAUAUAGUAUAUGUGGAUAAUGAGACUAGUGAUGUAUUUCUGUAGAUUUUUGUUUGGAUUUUUAUAUUAAAAUGACUUGGAGAAAGA
Molecule: messenger RNA, 3906 nt
Organism: Amphiprion ocellaris (clown anemonefish)
Lineage: Eukaryota; Metazoa; Chordata; Actinopteri; Pomacentridae
Product: G-protein coupled receptor 183-like
Exons: 2
Coding region: 33-968 (311 amino acids)
Biological process (GO): G protein-coupled receptor signaling pathway
Cellular component (GO): membrane
Molecular function (GO): G protein-coupled receptor activity
Source: RefSeq, a predicted model, not a curated record